AUGACUAGUGCAUCGAGGAAAAUUAACUCCCGUCGCCGCCUGGCCGCUUUUACAUUCCUAUCUAAUAUUUCUUUAGAUGGAACACACCGUGAUACAAAUCUUGGGCAAUUUAAUUUCAAUUUCCACUAUAAUAAAUCCACAAGCAAACAGCAUGCACCUGUUGAGCCCGGAGAGAAGAGUUCACCGAAUAAAUACACUGAAAAAUCGAACUGUGAAAAGAAUUUUUAUGUAGAUAAUAGAGAACAUACUGAAAUUAAACCUACAGAAAAUGAGGCUAAAUUAUUUCGAAGAGAAUCCGAAGAUAAAAUUAUUGAAAACUUUCGUCAUUUUGAAGAGCAUUUGCAGACCAAAAGCAGAGACAGAGUUCAUAAAUUUGUUCAUGAUGCCAAGGCACGCCUGUGUAACUUAAGUCAAAAAAGAAAAUUUUUACUGCAUCAAAAAUCCACAGAAUCAUAUGGAUUACCAACGGGAACAAGUACAGAAAGUCUUGCCGUUUCUGGAUGUCGAAGUAGAAAAUCAUCACUUUGUCCAUCUGAAUGCUCUGUUCCAGCUGCAGCAGAAGUUAGAUUUUUAAAAAACUUAAAUGAACAUAAGAAUGAAGGAGAAAGAAUGAUUUUAAUUGGUGAAAAGAAAGCACCAGUUGCAGUGUUCUCUAUAUUACCAUUUAGUCGUUGCCAGGCUUCUAAAGGAGAUUCUAAACUUGAAGGAAGUAGAAGACGUCAUACUUCUAGCUUGCGUCAAUUAUCUGUCAUUACAGAUGGCUAUGAUCCACUUGAUUUAAUUGCUCUUUUAGGUGUUGAAAAACCACAGGAUGGCCAGGAUAUAUCAUAUGGUGAACUACUCAUGCCUACAAAUGUUGUGAAAAAAGUUAUAAGUUUUGAUUCCUGGAGUGAGCCAGAAAAUAAUUUUAGGUUUUCGCCUCCAAUGUAUUCAAAUGCUAGCUCUACGGACCAUGUAUCUCGAUUCCAGAUGAAGUUGGGUUCCACACCUCCAAAACAUUUAGAAAAAUAUUUAGAACGGGACAAAAUACUUCAUGGACAUCAAUGGUACUCCCAUUUGCAGUACCAUCCAUAUUUACUAGAUGAUCCAGAGUUAAUUGCUGGCAAGCACAGCACAUUGCUAGUUUUUUCAUCAUAUGUUACAUCUGUGAUAGAUUAUGUCAAACCAUCUGAUCUGAAAAAAGAUUUAAAUGACAAAUUUCGUGACAGAUUUCCUCAUAUUCAACUGACUCUCAGCAAACUGAGAAGCUUGAAACGAGAAAUUUCCAAAAUAGGUCGUCUUGAGUGCAAUAUGGACUUUUCUAUCAUUGCUCAAGCUUUUGUCUACUUUGAGAAACUUAUCUUAAAGAAUUUAGUCAACAAGCAGAAUAGAAAGUAUUGUGCUGGUGCCUGCCUUUUGCUUUCUGCAAAGCUCAAUGAUGUUAGAGGUGCAGAACUGAGGAUUUUGCUUGAGAAAAUUGAAAAUAUAUUUCGAAUCAACCGCAAAGAUCUGCUGUGUCUAGAAUUUGGUGUUCUUGUUGCUCUGGAAUUCUCUUUGCUCUUAAAUACAGCUGAAAUUCUCCCACAUUACCAAAGACUUGUCUAUGAAUCUUAAGGUUUUGAAUGUUAACUAAAUCUUUUUUUUGAUGAAAUGUGGGCAUUUAAAUCAAAUUUGAUGGAAUCGUUACUUCUCUUUUUGCUUCUACUAUUGAAUUGUUACUUGAUAAUUGUUAUAAAUGUUAAAGUACUUAUACAUUCAUAGAAUAUUGUUAUACAUGCACAUAACUUUUACAAACGUUUCUAUUAACUGUUGUACCCAUUUAGCACAUAUACAUCUUUGUUAAGUUUUUGUUUAGUUGCUGUUAAGAAGUUUGUGUUCCAGAUGUUUUAUAUAUUAGCAGUGCUUUUUUUCUAGCUGGUGUGCAUUAGGACUAAGCCAGAAAUAUAACAGUAAGCAUCAAA
Messenger RNA from Uloborus diversus, 1940 nucleotides. RefSeq names its product CDK5 and ABL1 enzyme substrate 2-like. Lineage: Eukaryota; Metazoa; Arthropoda; Arachnida; Araneae; Uloboridae. The record is from RefSeq and is a predicted model, not a curated record. The transcript has 12 exons. Gene Ontology annotation, biological process: regulation of cell cycle. The coding region runs from base 1 to 1593 and encodes 530 amino acids.